GAUGCUCAAUUGGACCAUGAUAGUAUAAUUCUUCAUCUUUUCACAAUUCACAGCAUCAACUGGCCCUACAACACCCGAUUCUGAUUCGUUAAUUCUCCAGAUUUAUGCUUAUAAUUCUUGAAAUAGAAUAGAACACCUAGAAAGAAAAAAAAGAUAUAAACAGGGAAAAAUUAGUAUUCGUUAGUUUGCCCAGAAAACUGAAAAGUGCAAUCUUUGGUGAAGUAGUAGAGUGUAAGGUCUAGCAUUAUUUGCUAUAGCACACAUCAACAAUGGCGGAUUCCAUAUCUUCAAUUCCAACAAAACCCACAAUUACUCAUGUAUUAUUCGAUAUGGAUGGUCUUUUACUAGAUACUGAGAAGUUUUACACUGAAGUUCAAGAACAAAUACUGGCUAGAUACAAUAAAACCUUCGAUUGGUCUCUCAAAGCAAAAAUGAUGGGGAGAAAAGCCAUUGAAGCUGCUAGAAUCUUUGUGGAAGAGACUGGAAUUAGUGACUCUCUUUCAGCUGAGGACUUCCUUGUAGAAAGGGAGGCAAUGCUGCAGAGCUUGUUUCCGACAAGUGAGCUAAUGCCAGGAGCCAGCAGGUUGAUCAAACAUUUGCAUGCACAUGGAGUACCAAUCUGCGUAGCGACUGGCUCACAUAAACGGCAUUUUAUGCUGAAGACUCAAAGACAUGGAGAAUUAUUUGCUUUAAUGCAUCAUAUUGUUCUUGGAGAUGACCCAGAAGUUAAGCAAGGAAAACCAUCUCCUGAUGGAUUUCUAGCAGCUGCCAGAAGAUUUGAGGAUGGACCUGUAGAUCCAAAAAAAUGUCUUGUAUUUGAAGAUGCACCAUCAGGAGUUCAAGCUGGUAAAAAUGCUGGAAUGUCUGUGGUUAUGGUUCCUGACCCAAGGCUGGACAGCUCUUUUCACGGAGUUGCUGAUCAAGUUCUGGAAUCCUUAAUGAACUUCAAUCCUGCUGAGUGGGGCUUGCCUCCUUUCGAAUGCUAAGCUUAACAAUCAAUGUCGAUCAUUGAUGUUACCCCACAUUUAAUCUCUGCACAAGCUGUAGGAAUGGCAUAUACUGAUGCUAAUUGGAGUUCAGGAUAUAUAGACCAGUUUCAGCUGGUGUUAAUAUCUUUAGCUUUCAUUUGCGAUUUUCUUACUAAAUACUAUUAUAAAAACUAUUUCCAGGGAUAUUUGUCUCCAUAAUUUAUGGAAGGUUGAAAUUUGGACAGAUGAUCUGCUGAUCUACACUUUAUUUGCCAGUUUCCAACACAUUGGAUGACUCCAAGAUUGCUCCUUUUUAUGUUUUGUAAGCAGUAAUAAACAUAUUUUACCUGAGGGUGUAGUUCUCAAAAUUCACUGAUUUUGAGCAGAGAUGUCAACUUUUAUUAUUUGUCCUACCUAUAGUAAAUUAAACAUAAUAUUCUAAGCAUUUAUAAGAAACAUCUGUAGUUCUUCUGAAGUA
Beta vulgaris subsp. vulgaris (sugar beet) is the source of this 1446-nucleotide messenger RNA. RefSeq names its product (DL)-glycerol-3-phosphatase 2. The transcript has 6 exons. The record is from RefSeq and is a predicted model, not a curated record. Gene Ontology annotation, biological process: glycerol biosynthetic process. NCBI's taxonomy places the organism in Eukaryota, Viridiplantae, Streptophyta, Magnoliopsida, Caryophyllales, Amaranthaceae. Bases 270 to 986 code for a protein of 238 amino acids. Gene Ontology annotation, molecular function: sn-glycerol 3-phosphatase activity.